This is a messenger RNA of Camelina sativa (false flax), 1005 nucleotides long. The record is from RefSeq and is a predicted model, not a curated record. Lineage: Eukaryota; Viridiplantae; Streptophyta; Magnoliopsida; Brassicales; Brassicaceae.
AUCUCUCUAUACACCCCCUCAAGCUCAAGGUGUCAUGGAGUGAAGGCUUGAGAUUGAUACGACUGAAGAAGCAUUACGCUUGAACCAUGUUAUUAGACGGAUAUACCGUAAAAGGCCUUGGAGAAGGCACGAGGAAGCAAAUAGCUUAGAGAAGUCGUGAACGACUUAAAAACUUAUGAUCAACUUUGGAUCAGGAACGACAUAAGUCCUUGAGAAGCAUAUAGCUUAAAGAAGUAAUGGUGACUUGACCAGAUCGACAAAGAUGGCAUGCAGAAAUAUGCAAAAAGGCACACAUAUGGAGGAGUCUCGAGUCGAGAGGCGGCGGAGCUGGUUCGUGUUGGAGCAGCGGCAACAGAGCUUUUCUUCGUUGGAAGGCAGCUUGGCUAUGACUUGGUCGAAUCUCGGAGAGAUCAUGUCACCAUCAGCGUCUCCAGUGAUGAAGAUGGAAGAUCUCAUGUUGGUGAUAUUAUGAGAUCUCUCUAUAAUAGUGAUGAGAGUGAAAGUGAUAAACUUUCGAGAUGUGCUUCUGAGGAAGGACUUGACCAUGACGCUCUCUUGCAUCCUAAUGAUCGUUUGGGUUAUCUUUACCUCCAAUACUUUGAGAGAUCAGCUCCUUAUGCUCGAGUUCCUCUCAUGGAUAAGAUCAAUGAAUUGGCUCAAAGGUACCCUGGAUUGAUGUCGUUGAGAAGCGUAGAUCUUUCACCGGCAAGUUGGAUGGCGGUAGCUUGGUACCCAAUUUACCAUAUUCCAAUGGGAAGGACCAUCAAAGAUUUAUCCACUUGUUUCCUUAGUUAUCACACUCUUUCAUCUUCUUUCCAAGAUAUGGAGCCAGAAGAAAACGGUGGGGAAAAGGAGAGGACUCGAAAGGAAGGAGAAGGUGUAACUUUGCUUCCUUUUGGGUUAGCCACAUACAAGAUGCAAGGCAAUGUUUGGCUUUCAGAAGAUGAUCAAGGUCAAGAUCAAGAACGAGUUGUGUCACUUCUAAGUGUUGCUGAUUCUUGGCUA